AUGGCUGAAACUGAGCGCCCUCAAUACUAUGAAAACACACUGACUCCACUCCCAAUCAAUCCCGCGACUUUAAUUGACACUCUUCGAGAGCUUCGAGAGGCUGUUUACAAUGCCGCAGAAUUAGUCCAUGCGAACGAGCCCAUUCCAGACAAAUGGAGUUCUGGUGGCAUGUUCAAGCAUUUUCCAGGCGUCGCCCUUGCCUUCUUGCGUCUCGAUUACCAGUCCUCGAUACUGGCCAGUCAAAAGGCUUCGUCUACAGAGUUCCGGCAGUAUGCUCUCCAACGAAUCCCAUCAGGCUUACCUGAUAUGCCUCUCGUCCCGUCGCGGCUGUCUCCCGCGGGAUCAUUGUCGCCCAUGACCGCCGUGACUCUACACAUUCUCUCGGCUGUGGCACAGACUAAUUGGGGAGCCGAUGCUAAGCCAAGCAUUUCACCGGAACUCAUCACCUACCUUCAGGAUGCUGUCAACUUGGCACUGAAGAAUGAAUUUAUCGUUCCUCACGGCGAACACAGGAUGGGAGGAGACGAGAUGCUAUACGGCCGCGCGGGGCUAUUGUGGCUUCUUCUAAAUGUUCGCGCACAUCGAUUCAAUGAUGAAACCCAAACAGCACUCGGCCCAGUCCUCGACAUGAUCCCUCAGUUAAUCCGCGUUAUUAUCGAGGCUGGCCGAGAAGGUUCGAAAGAUUACAUGAAUAAGCAUGGAAAGAAAGAUGCUCAUCCGUUGAUGUAUGCAUGGAUGGAGGGUCACUAUGCCUUUGGCGCUGCCCACGGAAUCACCGGUAUUCUCCCUAUUCUACUCUCUUGCAGGGAGGAGGAGAUAUCAGAGUAUAUGCCUGAGAUCGGAGAGACUAUUACUGCGCUCUGCAAGCUUUGCACCGCGAACAAUGGCCAUCUCCCGAUGACACUUCCCCCGCGCGGCCCAAAAAAGUCCUCCGAACUCGUCCAGUUCUGCCACGGCAGCCCUGGAAUUCUUCUGCUUCUGGGAACUGCUUUGCAAAAUGACAAGCUAACUCGGGCGUACUGGCAUCCCACGUGGGAUCAGACUUUAUACCAGGCCACUUGUCGCACUUGGGAAGAGGGCAUCCUCUCGAAGGGGGGUAGCCUGUGCCACGGUAUCUCCGGCAAUGCAUGGCCGUGGCUGUUACUUCACGAUGCGUUUGAGUACCACUCGAAGACCAUCGACGAUUCCCGACGCGGCUACUUCCAACGUACUCGGGAGUCCGCGAAGCCAGAUGACGAUUUGAGCCAGAAGCUUACAUCAGACUUCUUCUUGUCUCGGGCACUGGCUUUCAUGCUGCAUGCAUUCGAAACUCGCCCCUAUAACACUGCACCCGGGACUUCUGAUCGUGAUUAUCGAACUCCCGACGAUCCAUACUCGCUGUUUGAAGGGCUGGCGGGUAAUGUUUGUGCGUGGGCAGAGUCUUGUGCAGUGAUUCAGGCGAGGUUGCGCAAGGCAAUGUUGAGCGAGGAGGGGGUUAGCGUGGAGGAUGAUAGCAUGUUCCAAGAAGCGAUUCGCUGUCGACUGGGCUUCCCACUCAUUGGUGGAAAUGGGGUUCGAGGUAUGCUCUAG
This is a messenger RNA of Penicillium cataractarum, 1569 nucleotides long. Its product is annotated as lanthionine synthetase C family protein. Lineage: Eukaryota; Fungi; Ascomycota; Eurotiomycetes; Eurotiales; Aspergillaceae. Gene Ontology annotation, biological process: peptide modification; carbohydrate metabolic process. Gene Ontology annotation, cellular component: plasma membrane. The transcript is spliced from 4 exons. The coding region runs from base 1 to 1569 and encodes 522 amino acids. The record is from RefSeq and is a predicted model, not a curated record.